Naegleria fowleri is the source of this 1284-nucleotide messenger RNA. RefSeq lists its product as uncharacterized. The coding region runs from base 1 to 1284 and encodes 427 amino acids. The record is from RefSeq and is a predicted model, not a curated record. The transcript is spliced from 2 exons. Lineage: Eukaryota; Heterolobosea; Eutetramitea; Acrasida; Naegleriidae.
AUGGAUCCUUCAUCCUCAGAAUCCUCAAGAUAUGACAUUCCUUCUCAUUUAGAGAGACCCUCCAAUCUCUUUCGAUACUUGUUUGUAGUUCAUAAUUGUUGCUUGUUGGUAUUUAUGUUGUUCUCAGCGGUGGUUGUGUAUUGUGUGAAGGGAUUUCUUUUCCAUAAAAAGUCAAAAAGAGAACAAAGACAUUUCAUGAGUUCCAGCCUCCUCGAGAAGAAAAAUUCUACCCUUCCUUCAUCUCGAUUGGAAAGGCAGCAAGAAAUCAUCCCCUCUGCUGCUUGUCAACACGAAGAAGAGCAACCAGAAGAAGAAGGAAUUUGUGACCACAAUGUCACUUCCAGCGAUCCAUCGACACCAAUGACAACCCUCACCGCUACCACCACAACCACCACUAACAACUCUCAAAUGCAUUCUCCAAGCAGUGUGAUCACUAUCCAUAGCGUAUGGGAAUCCAUGGAUUCCAUUUCACCAAUCUCUCAAAAUUCUACAAACACGUUCCUCAACAAGAAUAUUCCUUCCAAUUCAGAGUCCAUCUUUGAUCGAGAAGUCAAUUCUUCCCUCUCAACUCGCUCAUCAUUUCAGUUCUUACAUGACAAUCAUUGCUCUUUAUCCAUUUCAAACUUUAAUUCUUGCACAACCAGUAAUAACGGAAACAUCUCGCAAAGUACAAUCAAAGCAAAGCAUGGCCAAGAGGAAGAAGACAUUGACUUGGACUCCACUGGAGCCUCUUCUCCUUCUUUGAAUGUAUCGUGUAAUCAUUCAAAGGAUGUUUCGAAUUCAUGUCCUUGCAACGUUCCUCCUCUUGAACAUUUGAUUUACAAUAGAUUACGCGAUCCCACACAAUUCCUCUUUGAAUCUUUUGGUUUCAAAUUUCCAAUCACCAUUUCUCUCUAUCUUUAUCGAAUGAUCAUUUCCAUGUGGGCUCUCAUUUCACUCUUUCUUAAACAAUUUCAUUUUGAAAAACAAUUACCUCUCAUGUUUGUGUCAUUUCUCACCAACUUUACAGCUAUUUUAUUUACUCUCUAUUUUACAGGCCAUGUUGUAUUGGGAUUUUUUUAUUUAGUCUUUUUUAGUAAAUUAUACAGGAAUUCAAAAAAGAUUGGGAUUCCAACCUUGAGAAAGACUAAUUUAGAAUAUUCCAAUUUGAGAAAGUUCAUGUUGAUGGCCUCAAAUGGAAUGUGGUUGAUGGGUGAGAUUGCCAUUACCUCUUCAUUGAUUGUAUCUGUGGGUUACUGGAUUAUGUUUUCGAUAGAAUCAAGCUCAGAAGUGAGUUACUUGUAA